Molecule: messenger RNA, 372 nt
Organism: Alternaria hordeiaustralica
Lineage: Eukaryota; Fungi; Ascomycota; Dothideomycetes; Pleosporales; Pleosporaceae
Exons: 2
Coding region: 1-372 (123 amino acids)
Source: RefSeq, a predicted model, not a curated record
AUGUUCGCUCACAGUGGACUGCUCGAGGCGGACCGACAGAGCAUUCUGACAUACCUAUAUAAUGUUCGACUCUCGAGUCCUGUAUACCCGCAGACCAUCACAAACACCGUUUCACACCCACGCCACAGCGAUGUCCUCAACGAAGAACACCACCACUUAUCUGUGCUCGAACAGGCCGCGCCUGAACAGUACUUGGACGCCAAAAAGAAGGACAAAAUUUCCCACAAGGUCAAAUCCAAGGUGGGGAGUACCGCAAAGUCCGCUUUGGCCAAGACCAAGGAGAAAUUGGCGGAGGGCAAGGCGAAAAAAGAAGCCAAGAAGGCGGAGAAGGAGGAGGGGCAGAAGACGAGGAUCGAUUCCGUAGUGGAUUGA